Messenger RNA from Chaetomium fimeti, 918 nucleotides. RefSeq lists its product as uncharacterized. The record is from RefSeq and is a predicted model, not a curated record. The transcript has 2 exons. The coding region runs from base 193 to 918 and encodes 241 amino acids. Lineage: Eukaryota; Fungi; Ascomycota; Sordariomycetes; Sordariales; Chaetomiaceae.
CAGGAAGGUGCGAUCAAGGUCUUCGGCGGUGAAAAUUUGAAUAUUUCAGCACGCAAAGUGAAAAACUCGUUUUGUUUCUCUCCCUACAACUACUUCUUCUACCCCAUCCAACCCUCCAUUCCUCCCUUCCUCAGCUCCGUCAUUCGAAACAUCUUCAACAACAUUUUAAGCGCUGUCAGAUUCAAGUACACCAUGACUUCUCCUAUCGACCCCCACAGCAAGUGCUACUCGCACAUCAACGGCACCGCCGAUGAGCUCAGCGACCGCCUUGCCGUCUCGGAGCUUUGCAAGGGCUGGCCUGUUUAUCGUGACGCUUCUGAGUGGCAGAACUACCGCGACCUCUUCACCGAGGAUGCCACCGUCUGGACGACCUGGAGCGGUCCCCAACAUGUUGAUGACUUCAUUGCCAUCUCCAAGGCCGGCAAAGAGAAGGGUGUUUUCAUCAUGCACCGUGAGUGCGGCACGCUAGUCGAGCUGAGCAGCAGCAACAACCGCGCCAUCGGCAAGAUGAAGGCCACCAUCACGCACCGCUUCAAGUUCGACCCCUCCACCGGUGGCAAUGGCGCUUCUCCCGCCACCGAGACGGCCGAGUUUGACGUUGACUGCGACUGCCGCUUCAUCUUCUUCUGCGAGAAGAACCCGGAGACCAAGCAGUGGAAGGCAAAGUACGUCAAGCUGUUCUACGAGAAGGACAAGGUCGUCCCCGCCGACGGCCGCACUGCUCCCGUCUUUUCCAAGGAGGAGCUCGAGAAGAUUCCCACCGGUUACAAGUACCUUGGUGCUGCUCAGGCUCGUCUCGGCUACCAGAUCGACCUGGACCUGCCCACCGCUGGCGGUGAGCUAUUCGGUCGCAUGUACGGCGAGAUGGAGAAGUGGCUGGAUGGCAAGCCGGUCGACCUCUUUUGGGAGCAGAAGUAA